AUGGCGGCUGCUAGGAUUGGACGCAUUGUCUUUGAAUUAUUUGCUGAUGUUGUACCUAAAACUGCUGAAAAUUUCCGUGCGUUAUGUACAGGAGAGAAAGGAACAGGGCCUACCACUGGAAAACCUCUCCAUUAUAAAGGAUGUCCUUUCCACAGAAUUAUUAAGCAAUUCAUGGUCCAGGGUGGAGAUUUCUCAAACCAAAAUGGUACAGGUGGAGAAAGUAUAUAUGGUGAAAAAUUUGAAGAUGAAAACUUUCAUUAUAAGCAUGAUAAACCAGGGCUGCUGAGCAUGGCAAAUGCAGGACCCGGUACUAAUGGCUCUCAGUUCUUUAUUACAACGGUGCCUACUUCUCACCUGGAUGGGAAACAUGUGGUGUUUGGCCAAGUGAUCAAAGGAAUGGGUGUAGUUAAAAUAUUAGAAAACGUUGAAGUAAAAGGAGAAAGUCCUGCUAAGUUGUGCGUCAUUGCAGAAUGUGGAGAGCUAAAGGAAGGAGAUGAUUGGGGAAUUGUUCCCCAGGAUGGAUCUGGAGAUGCUCAUCCAGAUUUUCCUGAAGAUUCAGAUAUAGACUUGAAAGAUGUUGACAAGAUUGUGGCCAUAGCAGAAGACAUAAAGAAUAUAGGAAAUACUUUCUUCAAAUCGCAAAAUUGGGCAGUGGCAGCUAAAAAGUAUAGUAAAAGUUUACGGUAUGUAGAAGCUUCUGAAGCAGCGGCAGAGGAGGCAGACAAACCAAAGUUAAAGGCUGUUGCUUUGACCUGCAUUUUAAACAUUGGCGCUUGUAAACUAAAACUGUCGGAUUGGCAGGGAGCCAUCGAAAGUUGUUCAGAGGCUCUUAAAAUAGAUCCGGCAAAUACUAAAGCUCUCUACAGACGGGCUCAAGGAUGGCAGGGAAUAAAAGAUCUCGAUCAGGCAUUGGCUGAUCUUAAAAAGGCUCAUGAAAUAGCCCCGGAAGACAAAGCUAUCCAGACGGAAACACUCAGAAUCAAACAGAAGAUAAAAGCCCAAAAGGAGAAAGAGAAGGCAGCUUAUGCUAAAAUGUUUGCUUGAUUUUUUUCUAAACUUUUAAAUCUAUGCACGAACUCAUGCAAAAGGAUAAAUGGAGCUGCUUCUUUCAUUUGCCCUGUACUGCAGUUUUCGGUGUUUACAACUCAAAAAUCUAAUAAUAAAGACAAACUGUUCAAAGG
Messenger RNA from Nipponia nippon (crested ibis), 1181 nucleotides. NCBI's taxonomy places the organism in Eukaryota, Metazoa, Chordata, Aves, Pelecaniformes, Threskiornithidae. The record is from RefSeq and is a predicted model, not a curated record.